Messenger RNA from Nelumbo nucifera (sacred lotus), 827 nucleotides. RefSeq names its product protein PROTON GRADIENT REGULATION 5, chloroplastic-like. The record is from RefSeq and is a predicted model, not a curated record. Gene Ontology annotation, molecular function: electron transfer activity. NCBI's taxonomy places the organism in Eukaryota, Viridiplantae, Streptophyta, Magnoliopsida, Proteales, Nelumbonaceae. Gene Ontology annotation, cellular component: chloroplast. Gene Ontology annotation, biological process: photosynthetic electron transport in photosystem I; response to high light intensity.
GCCAAAGAAAAUUAAAGGCCCUCAGAGUUACACCAGAACAACUCUAGAUUCUAAAGCAACCUGAACAGAGGCAGCAAUUCUGUUACAAUAAACCAACUGAUCAGGAAACAAUCCCCUUGGGUCUCGGCGUAGCUGAAGAACUAGUCAUUCUGUGAGUUGUUCAACAUGACUACAGCAAUUUCGGCAAUUGGGUUCAAAGGAGAACUCUGUUCUUCCUUUCAUGGAAGCUGGGGUACUUCCUUGGUGGGUGAAGAUUACAGCACUCUGGCCAGCAAAUCAGUUCCAGCAGUGGUUCGAGUUGCAAAGCCUGUGAGGUUGCAGCCCAUGAUGAAGAACGUCAAUGAAGGGAAGGGUCUCUUCGCACCCAUCGUCGUUCUCACCCGGAAUAUCAUAGGAAAGAAGCGCUUCAACCAGCUUAGAGGCAAAGCCAUUGCCUUACACUCACAGGUCAUUACAGAAUUCUGUAAAUCAAUAGGAGCAGAUGCGAAACAAAGACAAGGGUUGAUUAGAUUGGCAAAGAAGAAUGGAGAACGGCUUGGUUUCCUUGCUUGAGAAAAAUCUACUUUUUUUUAUUUAUUUAUUCAUGGGGGAAAGUGGAAACUGUAAUGCUAUGUAUUGUGUAAGGAACACCAGAUGCAUAUACAUUUCUCGUCUGGGUUUCCCUUCUGCUUCAUGUGAACUUUCAUUUCCCUUCUGAGUCAACCCCCCUCCCCAAGUCUUCUGUUCUCCGUCAAAAUAUAGAAAAUUAUAAGAAAGAUCAUCUUAUGUAGUUGGCUAUAUUCUUUUUGUUUCUGAAAGAAAGACUUCUCUAUCGGUCUGUGUGAAAA